CUAUUAAUUCUACAGGGUAAAUUUCAUAUCCAUAAAGCGAAAUUUUCAAACACUGUAUAACAUGUUUGUAAAGUUAAAAUAAAUAAAAUGCAAAUAAUUAAAAAUAAUAAUUAAAAAAAAUUUAAAAAAAGAUCUUCUGGUCCAUUCUCCAUACCGGUGGGUGGCGGUAAUGGACCAAAUCGUUGUUUCCCAACCGUCAUGAAAACCUGAAAGAAAAAGAAGCGCUCCAGACCAUGUUGUCGAGCACAGAGCAAUCGUUCCUGCUCACUUUCUUGUUGACGUGGUGGCGGUGGCUUGUUAUCGGUUCGGGUGGAAAUCUCUACAUAUUCAUGAAGCGAACUUAGCAGAAAUAGUGCUAAUAAAAGCGAGAAGUCAUGCUGGACUUUGCCAUCUUUGCUGUCACGUUUGUCAUCAUUUUGGUCGGCGCUGUUCUCUAUUUGUACCCGUCAUCCAGAAGGGCCUCCGGUAUCCCAGGUCUCAAUCCUACAGAUGAGAAGGAUGGGAACCUGCAGGACAUCGUGAACAAAGGCAGUCUGCAUGAGUUCCUGGUCAGUCUGCAUCAGCAGUUUGGUUCGGUGGCGUCAUUCUGGUUCGGCGGUCGGCCCGUGGUCAGCCUGGGCUCCGUGCACCAGCUACGGCAGCACAUCAACCCCAACCACACCACUGACUCCUUCGAGACGAUGCUGAAGUCGUUGCUAGGUUACCAGUCGGGAACGGGAGGCGGGGCCACCGAGACCAUAAUAAGGAAAAAGGUGUACGAAAGUGGCAUCAACAACACGUUGAAGAACAACUUCCCGCUUGUGCUCAAGCUGUCGGAGGAGCUCGUAGGAAAGUGGAAGGCGUUCCCGGACUCCCAGCACACCCCUCUGUGUGCCCACCUGCUGGGUCUGGCCAUGAAGACGGUCACCCAGCUGGCUCUGGGCGAGAGCUUCCGGGACGACGCCAAGGUCCUUUCCUUCUGCAAGAACCACGACGCGAUCUGGUCCGAAAUUGGGAAAGGCUACUUGGACGGCUCCCUGGAGAAGAGCUCCAGCAGGAGAGGCCAUUACGAGAAGGCUCUGUCGGAGAUGGAGUCGGUGCUGUUGUCAGUGGCGAAGGAGAGGAAAGGCCAGAGGAAGCAGACGGCGUUUGUGGACACUCUGCUCCAGUCCGGCCUCACAGAGCGACAGAUCAUGGAGGACUGUAUGGUUUUCACUUUGGCCGGCUGCAUCAUCACUGCCAACUUGUGUGUCUGGGCACUUCACUUCCUGUCCACCUCCGAAGAAGUUCAGGACAAACUGUAUCAGGAGCUGGAGGAGGUGUUGGGUUCGGACCCAGUUUCCUUGGACAAGAUCCCUCAGCUCAGAUACUGCCAGCAGGUCCUCAACGAGACGGUGAGGACCGCCAAGCUGACCCCCAUCGCGGCUCGGCUUCAGGGAGUGGAGGGCAAAGUCGAUCAGCACGUCAUCCCCAAAGAGACUUUGGUCAUCUACGCUUUGGGAGUGGUCCUGCAAGAUUCGGACACCUGGAGCGCCCCAUACAGGUUUGACCCAGAUCGAUUUGAGGAGGAAUCCGCCAGGAAGAGUUUCUGUCUGCUCGGAUUCUCAGGGAAUCAAACCUGCCCAGAACUCAGGUUUGCCUACACCGUCGCUACUGUCCUGCUCAGCACGUUGGUGCGCCAGCUGAAGCUUCACCAGUUGAAGGGACAGGUCAUGGAAGUCCGAUCUGAGCUGGUGUCCACACCUAAGGACGAAACUUGGAUUACCGUCAGCAGAAAAGGCUAGAACUAUUCUUGAAAAAAAAACGGCACAGGGGAGCAGAGCUGUUUCUAAAAAAAAAUCUAUAUAUAUUUAACAUCUUGAUUAAAGGACCACCAAAAGUAUUUCUUAAAUGUUGAAGAUCCAGUCUGCCGGAGAAACAUCAUUUCUCACAUUAACUCCUGUCUUUCUAAACAACAUUAUGAUAGUUGACACUUUUGGGAAUUAAACACUUACAGGGUUAACUACUGUUUUUUUCGACCCUAUUUUCCUAUAUUUUUGUGUCUAAGUGACUGAUGGGAACAACAAUGUUUGACGUUGGUCCAGUAUUAAGAGAGAUCACUGCAGUCGGCAGUCAGAGAAACAAACUACAAUGUAAGUUAAUAGGGCAUCUUCAAUUAACGCUGACAGGCUCAGAUUAAUAUUCUAAGUGUCUGACAACAUUAUGGAAAGGAUUUCUAAGGAGGUCGACCUUUCUGUUAAAGAGUACGACCCUUUUUUUUAAAACAUAAAAUCAUCCGCGAAAUUCGCUAAAUCAAUCAAACUCCAUGUAAAUAAACAGUCAUUUUAGCAUCGUAGAAUAUACUUCAUUCAAAGUCGACAGAAACAAAAUAAAACUAUGCAAAGCCGUUUUGGGUCAUCUUUCCACUUUUUCAUCCAUCACAACUCUGUAUACUGAAAUAAACACAUAGUUUACAGAUGUACAUGUGAAAAUAUGUUGGCUCUAUACACGCUAAAAGUAUUGUUUUUUUUAAAUGGAGUCUGGUGGGUUUAGCGCUAGCGACCUCAGAUCCGUUUCUGGUUAAACAGAGAGGUCUUAAAGAGGUUUUAAAGGUCUGUCUCUGUAGGGAUCCUUUCAUUAAAGUUGUCAGCCACUUAGAAUAAUAAUAUGAGCCUUUCAGUGGCAAGAACUGCACUUUUAGUGGAGGAUAUUGACAAUGCACAUUUGCCCCAUAGGUCUGUAGGGUUACAUUGCAGCCUGGUCUGUGGCUGCCGGUUACAGCGUUCACGCUUAAUACUGGACCAAUGUCAAAGAUUGUUGUUCCCAUCAGUCACUUACACACAAAAACACAGGAAAAUAGGGGGGGGAAAACAGUAGUUACUCUUUAAUUUGCAUCAGUCCUGAAGGCACCACCACAGUAUUUCCAUAGAUGUCUUCCUGGUGCUUUUAAUUGUUUCAGUAAUCUGAAACCUUAAGCACAUUGUUACCUUGUCUGUUCAGUUUCGAUUUGCACUUAUUGAAAUAUGUUCAAGGAGGGAAACUCUGUGGUUUAAAACUCUACGAUGGAGAGAAAAACAACUUGUGCUGCCAAAUGUUUUUCUAUAAUUCUUAGUGCAGUUGCCUUGAGUCACAAAAUUCCUAAUAACAUGGGGCUUGUUUGUCCGUUGAUAUGGCUCUACGUGGCAAUUUAGACAUUUCAUUCCUUUUUUAAUUAAACACGGUUGCAUAUUACAUUUUAUUAAAUAUGUUUGAGGAUUCUG
Messenger RNA from Perca fluviatilis (European perch), 3218 nucleotides. It is a transcript of the gene cyp20a1, whose product is annotated as cytochrome P450 20A1. The record is from RefSeq and is a predicted model, not a curated record. Gene Ontology annotation, cellular component: membrane. Bases 375 to 1763 code for a protein of 462 amino acids. The transcript has 13 exons. Gene Ontology annotation, molecular function: iron ion binding; heme binding; monooxygenase activity. Lineage: Eukaryota; Metazoa; Chordata; Actinopteri; Perciformes; Percidae.